Molecule: messenger RNA, 1905 nt
Organism: Macroventuria anomochaeta
Lineage: Eukaryota; Fungi; Ascomycota; Dothideomycetes; Pleosporales; Didymellaceae
Exons: 2
Coding region: 1-1797 (598 amino acids)
Source: RefSeq, a predicted model, not a curated record
AUGGUGGCUACACGCCGCAAGACUAGGAGGGCCUCUACCCCGCUCUCGAGUCCUCCUCCAAGCCCGUUUCCAAGUCAGCCUGCCAGUCGUGCUUCCAGUCCUGCCUACACCGAUGAACAAUCAGACAGCUGCUACGGUGGCGACCGUGGCUUCAAUGCUGACUCUGACUUUGACAGUGAAACCGACUCUGACCACGAGUCUGAGUCCGACAGCAACCACGAGGAACGGUGCAACCUCCAUAGCACCUCGCUGGCGACUCACUGCAAUGGCCGUACAUAUGCCAAUAAGCGCUGCAGCCGCAAAGCGCAUGUCUUCGACGAGGGCAGGCUCCCUGUGUGUAGAUCACACCGUUGGUGGGGACAAUUUGGGAAAGCAGGCAGGUGCCAGGCCACUGCGGCAUGCGGCUAUGUUUGCAAUCGACUCGCUCCGCACGUGGGCGGAUACAAUUUUUGUGACGAGCAUCAGAAGGGCACCGAGUCGCUCCCCUGUUACAUUACACGCCUACCAACGGAGCUCCGGCUGAUGAUCUUCCGUUACCUUCUCCCCGAUACCAUCAAGGCCUCACGAACCUAUCGCCACAACGACGAUCACGCCCACACUGCCGUAUUGUUUGUCAACCGUCAGUUCUACGAGGAGGCUGCCUUGCUCAUCUACAGCGAUCCCAAGUUUGAGGUCAGGAUCUGGCCAACCUAUAUUGAGCUUUUUGGGAGGCGAUGGGAUCGUGAGUCGAUCUGCUACAUCCCCAAGAAACCUAGCGAGAAACUUUGUCAAGCGGGUGCACGUCGUAUCCGCCACUUGGACGUCCAGAUCAACUUUGCCUUGCUGCAGCAUAAGGUUAAAGGUGGGACGGGUCUAUCCUACGAAGAGUUUGAGCUUUACCAGGUGCGAGACACUGUGCGGAAAUUGGUCGAGAUCUUAUCGCCUUCGCCAUCCAACUCCGGUUCUAUGGCCUUGAAGCGACUCUCGGUUACACCAGCACCUUCGUGCAGGCAGCGUUGGCUCUCUGAUGAGGCCACUGCGGCGAUCUUCUUCGUUCUGGAGCCGUUCUUGAGCCUACGUCCUAUCGGAAGAGUUGCACUGCAGGCUCCCCCUCGCCCCACGUUGUAUACAUGGCGCGAACGCAACUUCGUCUCGGUCAUAGGCGAUCUCCAUAAGGACGACAAUUACCGUGAAUGCCGCAACCAGUGGACCGGCCUAAUGACAUUUGGUGCCGAACCACCAAAAAGCAAUCGACAACUCAAUGAAGCUGCAGCGCUUGCAGUAGCAUACAAGAAGAUCGAGGACUUUGUGCGACUUAUCUACAAGCAGGAUGCGGUGGAGUUUACUGGCUCACUUGUGAAACACGCCUGGACAUCCUCGAUCUUCCAGGGCAUCGAACGGGUAUUGCACAUCGCUAGGGUAGCAUAUGAGGAUGGUGAUAUCGAGUCCCUGAAGAAGAUCCACGAAGCCAUCCUGAAGAGAUGGGUCACUGCGCAUCAGCAGCAAUUACAAUCUCUUUCCGCUGUUGCAGGUUCGGUGUCUGCUAUGUUCGACGGCGACAAUGCUACCCAUCACGGAGGACACCCGGAAGCUUUCGACUUCGGGAGUAUCGACUCAGUCGAGCACAAGCAGGCGUCAGACGACAAAUGGCCCGAACUCCAAUUAAAGCCUACUAUACCGAAGUUCAGAGCUCCCGGUGUUACAUUUGAAGAGAAGAGGAUGAAGAUUAUUAUCAUCAAAGAUGGUGAGAGGAAGGAGUGGCCUAAGACACCAGCGGUGGUUCGUCAGUUGCGAGCAUACAAGCAGAGUAACCCCUGAGUUAGGGGCAAGUCACGAUACGAUGACACUGAUGGACCAGGAAUCGAUAGGAUAGCAUGAUUUUAAUGCAAACUCCGGAGCAUCAACUAGUGGUACAUAUGAUGUGUU